Daphnia pulex (common water flea) is the source of this 1374-nucleotide messenger RNA. RefSeq names its product chloride intracellular channel exc-4-like (gene Clic). Gene Ontology annotation, molecular function: chloride channel activity. The record is from RefSeq and is a predicted model, not a curated record. Lineage: Eukaryota; Metazoa; Arthropoda; Branchiopoda; Diplostraca; Daphniidae. The coding region runs from base 131 to 892 and encodes 253 amino acids. Gene Ontology annotation, biological process: chloride transport. Gene Ontology annotation, cellular component: cytoplasm; apical plasma membrane. The transcript is spliced from 6 exons.
UUCCUGUCAGGGCGUGAAUAGAGUUGGACGUUAGAAAAAACCAGACGUCAGUUGCCCAUUGCCCGUCGACCGUUUACUUAUUUGUUGACAAGUCUGUUCAUUCUCGACGCCCACAUUUACCUUCAUUAAAAUGUCCGACAGCGCCAACGGGAAUAGCCAAGGAGACAUCCCCGAAAUCGAGCUCAUCAUCAAAGCCUCCACAAUAGACGGUCGCCGCAAAGGAGCUUGCUUGUUUUGCCAGGAAUAUUUCAUGGACUUGUAUUUACUGGCAGAACUUAAAACUAUCAGCUUAAAAGUAACAACGGUUGAUAUGCUGAAGCCCCCACCCGACUUCCGAACCAACUUUGAAGCCACACCACCACCAAUCUUGAUAGAUAACGGACUUGCUGUCCUUGAGAAUGAGAAGAUUGAACGACACAUCAUGAAAAAUGUUCCAGGCGGUCACAAUCUCUUUGUUCAAGAUAAAGACGUAGCUACCCGUAUUGAAAACGUUUACAGCAAAUUCAAGUUGAUGUUGCUGAAGAAAGAGGAAGCGUCGAAGAACGCCCUUUUGUCUCAAUUGAGUAAAAUUGAUGAGCAUUUGGGUAAGCGGGGGAACCGGUUCCUAACAGGAGACACUCUUUGUUGCUUUGAUUGUGAAUUAAUGCCUCGUUUGCAACAUAUUCGAGUAGCAGGAAAGUACUUUAUGGAGUUUGAUAUUCCAACGGACUUGGCUAAUUUGUGGCGCUACAUGCAUCACAUGUAUCAUUUGGAUGCGUUCACCCAGUCUUGUCCUGCCGACCAGGAUAUCAUCAACCACUACAAGCUGCAACAGGGAACGAAAAUGAAGAAACAUGAGGAAUUGGAGACACCGACUUACACUACGUCGAUCCCUGAUAACAUCCGGCCGUGAUUCUGAAAAUGACGCAAACGUUUAUGUUAGGCGAAACUAAACGAUGGAAACCCUAAAAAAAAGAGUAAAAAAUAUGUGUCUAUAACUUAAUCUCUUUCAUGGGACAAGUUAGAUAUGUAUACCAACCAGUGUUUUCAAAACUACCAGAUUUCACACUCUUCAUGUGCCUUUAUUUUCCUUAAUCUUUAUUUUUUGGGCCUUAAUGUAGUUCUUCAAAAAUAUUAGAUAAAACUCCGCUGGGAUCUUUAAUUCCAAAUACUUUUUUUUUCAUAUUUGUUUGGGUUCUUAUUUAUUUUCUUGUUUUUUUUUUCCGUUUCAUUCCUUCUGUAAGGUUGUUCUUCUGCUGAAAAGUCUCCAAAUGUGGUACAUGAUUGUGUAACAAAACAUUACAAUACGCACUAACAAAGUCACCAAUGCCUUUAUAAAAAAAAAAUACCACUUUCGCUGCGCUGAAAAGGAUAAAAGUGUUCAGUUUCGUUCUA